Episyrphus balteatus (marmalade hoverfly) is the source of this 1666-nucleotide messenger RNA. Its product is annotated as probable cytochrome P450 28a5. Bases 66 to 1568 code for a protein of 500 amino acids. The record is from RefSeq and is a predicted model, not a curated record. NCBI's taxonomy places the organism in Eukaryota, Metazoa, Arthropoda, Insecta, Diptera, Syrphidae. Gene Ontology annotation, molecular function: oxidoreductase activity, acting on paired donors, with incorporation or reduction of molecular oxygen; monooxygenase activity; iron ion binding. The transcript is spliced from 8 exons.
CAUCAGACGAUUAGUCUCACAUUUCACCUUGUGAAUAAAAUAGUUAGCCCUUUGGCUCUUUAAAUAUGUUGGAAGUAAUUAUAUCUGUUUUUGUCAUUUUAUCGAUAUCAAUUUACGUCUAUUUGAGAUGGAAUUUUGAUUACUGGCAAAAACGAGGUAUCCGUGGACCAAAACCAGCUAUUUUAGUUGGAAAUUUCAGCAAAUCAGCUCGAGGCGAAGUGAAUUAUGUUGAUGAAUUAAAUGAAAUUUAUCUAAAAUAUAAAAAUACUGAUAAGUUUGUUGGUAUCUUUGCAUCACGAAAUCCACGACUAUUUAUCUUGGAUCCCGAAAUAGUUCGACAAAUAUUGUUGACAAAUUUUAGCAGUUUUUAUGAUAAUGAAUCUUCAAGAUGGUCGAUGCCGAAAAUUGAACUCCUUCGAAUGCAAAGUCCUUUUGUUUGUGUUGGCGAAACAUGGAAGGAAAAACGCUCGGAAAUUGUUACAGGAUUGACAGUUAGCAGAUUACGUUCAUCAUAUCCAGCAAUGCAGGAAGUUGCUCAUAAAUUGACUGGUUUUCUCAGAGACCAUGAAAGAAAGAAUAUUGACGCAAAAGAGCUUUCCGGAAGAUUCACUCUGGAAUUAAUAGCAAAUUUCAUCUGGGGUAUUGAUGCUGGAGCUUUUGGUAAUGAAAAACUCUGUCAUAUUCAUGACAUAGCCAUUGGAAUGAUAAGUCAAUCUAUAAAAUGUGUAUCCUACUAUCUAAAAACUGCAUCAUGGCCUUGGUUAAGGAAACUUUAUACUGAACGUUUUUUCCCUAAAUCUACUGAUGAUUUCUUUAAAAAUCUUACCACAAACUUAAUUGAACACAGAUUAAAAAAUCCACAAGAACGUUCAGAUAUUUUAAAUCAUCUGAUAAAUCUUUCGAAUAAGAAGACACUUACUGAAUUUGAAUUAGCAGGACAUUCUACAACAGUUUUGAUUGAUGGUUUUGAAACUGCAGCUCUAACAAUAAGUCAUUGUCUUUUAUUGAUUGGUCGAAAUAAAUCAGUGCAAGAGAAGCUCCGAAAUGAAAUACUUGAACAUUUGGAUAGUGAAAAUGGAAUAAGUUUUGAGAAAUUAAAUGAACUUCCAUAUCUUGAUCAGUGUAUUCAUGAAACUCUUCGAUUAUUCCCACCUUUGGCUACUUUUACGAAAAUCUGCACAAUACCUACAACAAUUGAAAAUUCCGAUGGUACAAAACUCCAAUUGAAACGGGGAGAUACAGUUCAUAUAUCAGCUUAUUCCUUCCACAAAGAUGAAGAAAUAUUUGAGAAACCUGAAGAAUUUAUACCGGAAAGAUUUGAUCCUGAGGUUGGAGUUUAUCGAAAGUAUCGCGACAGAUGUGUAUUUCUUCCGUUUGGUGAUGGUCCAAGGAUGUGUUUAGGAAUGAAACUUGGACUAUUGGAGACAAAAAUAGCAGUCGCUGAAAUCAUUCGAAAUUUUAACAUUGUUUUGAGCGGUUCAACUCGAUUGGAUAAUCGCUGUGAUCCAAAUAACGUUUUUUCAUCUUUGGAUGGUGGUAUUAGACUUCAAUUUGAAACAUUGAAAUAAUAUCUUAGUUGUGUUGCUACCUCAUUGAUUAAGUAUUAAAAAAGUUGUUAUAAUUUAAGGAAAUGAUAAAAUGAAUCUACACUCCUGUUCAAAAUUAA